AUGGCUCCCAAAAUCUUCAUGACAGGCGUUACAGGAUACGUUGGUGGAACUGUUUUCAAUACCCUUGUGACAGCUCACCCGGACUACAACAUCACUGUGCUCCUUCGUGAACCGAAAGCGUCUUUCUAUGAGAAAUACCCUAGCGUGAAAGUCAUUCAAGGGAAUUUUGAAGACUUCCAAGUAUUGAAAGAUACUGCGUCGAAGGCAGACAUGGUCCACCACGGCGACUCCGAUCACGAGACUGCAGUCAAAGCACUUCUUGCAGGAGUGACUGAACGUGCUGCUGCGUCUCUGCCAGCUUUCUACAUCCAUCUAAGUGGCACAGGUAUCAUCGUUGAGUGGGACAACCUCGGUGAACUACACCCCAAGGUAUGGUCUGAUAUCGAUGAUAUCGAUGCCAUAUGGUCCUUUCCAAGCGAGAAGCUCCAUCGUAAUACUGAGAGCCUAAUCCAAGAAGCUUGGACAAGCCACGGGGACAGGCUAAGGACUGCGAUUGUUUGCCCGCCAAUCAUCCAUGGCAGAGGGACCGGGACUGGCCGUAUCGACGGCGGGUUUUACACAUGGCUCUACGAUGAGAGCGUUAAGAAAGGGGCGACAUUCUAUCUAGGCUCUGGUUCCAAUAUAUACUCCAGGGUACAUGUCGCCGAUGUAGCUCAGGUCUUCCUGAAGCUCAUCGAGUCUGCUGCUAGAGGUGGACAAGGCGCUGACUGGGGUCGUGAGGGUUACUAUUUUUUGACCAGCGAAGAAAUAUCGCAAAAAGCAAUCGCAGAAGCCACUGGGAAGAUUCUAAAACGAAAGGGGUUGAUCGCAACCGAAGAGGCGAAGCAGGUGUCCUUAGAAGAGUUGGACUCCAUGCUUGGUCACAUCCCGUUUCCGGGCGUCGCCCGUCUCCUCUUUGGAUCAAACUCACGAUCCAGCCCCGAUCGUACAAUCUUUGGAACGAAGUACUUCGCAAGAGCAACGAGAGCCGUCAUCGAAGUGCUCGAGAGGUACAGCUACAUUAACACCAAUGCCCACGACACGGCCCUCAACAAUAUUACUACCGUCGCGUCAAUCACCUAUUGCCAUUACGGCACCAUCAGUCAAGGCGCAACCGGGGGUCAGACAGCAGAGAUCAGUGUAGAUGCCGGCCACGUCGAGAUCAAGAGGCCUGCUGCCCUGGUACACAAUAUGCCUCAUCUGUCCGAUUGGGAUAUUGGCAUUCACGACACGCACGCCGAUAGAAAUAGUUUCGACAAUCGUGCUUUCAUUAGCAGUGAGCUACAUUAUUGGAUGGUUGGAAACCAGACGAAAGACGUCGCCUUUAUGAUCUAUGACGACGGCAUACUGCAGAGAUCGCAGACCUGGCAGACUGCACACAACGUGUUCGCCGUAGCACAGAGGACUCCCUUCCCUCGAUAUCCUGGCCAUGCUCUUCCAUGCCAUUUUGCCGGGGUCGAAAUUUCUGGCGGUCGCUGUCGUGACGCGGGAACGUGA
This is a messenger RNA of Diaporthe amygdali, 1476 nucleotides long. RefSeq lists its product as uncharacterized. The transcript has 6 exons. NCBI's taxonomy places the organism in Eukaryota, Fungi, Ascomycota, Sordariomycetes, Diaporthales, Diaporthaceae. The record is from RefSeq and is a predicted model, not a curated record. The coding region runs from base 1 to 1476 and encodes 491 amino acids.